AUGAUCACCUGGGGCCGACUGACGGGACCCGCUUUGGUAGCCGGCUCCAUCGGUGGAACCCUCGGAGGACUGAUCUCUUGGCUCGCCUAUGCUGCCUAUUUAGAUCCGGGCUUUACGAACUUCUUCAACACGACAUCUCGUCAGGAUGUUCUGUUGUUAGCAAACGGGUUCUGUCUUGGCUUGGGAAUCGUCCUUCCGAUUGCGAUCACCUACGCGACAACCUGGAACUGGUCGAAAAUUGUGCUCAAUCCAGACACCGUCUGGGACUGCGUACGCGACAUCGACAACCCGUUGAAGCCCUGGACAGAAAUUUACGCCAAGUCAGUUAAGCCCAUAUCCACACAUCCAUGA
Protopolystoma xenopodis is the source of this 351-nucleotide messenger RNA. The record is from the annotation of a GenBank genome assembly. Lineage: Eukaryota; Metazoa; Platyhelminthes; Monogenea; Polystomatidea; Polystomatidae.